AUGGGGGAUUUUAAGGAGCUUAAGCUCCUUAGUAAGGAGUCUGCCCCUUACACAAAAUUUGGUGUUGAUAUGGAGAAGGAUCAUGAUGUUAAAGAUGUGGCAUGUUCAGAUUUUUCCCAGAAGUCCUGUGAAGAAUGUCUAAAAAAUGUCUCGUGCCUUUGGUGUUACACAAACAACACUUGCAUCGACUACCCCGUAAGAAGUAUUCUGCCAUCAUCUUCCUUAUGUUCACUCUCAAAAGCUCGAUGGGGAGUUUGCUGGAUGAACUUUGAGGGUUUGCUCAUCGCCAUAGCUGUAGCAGCUGGACUCAUCCUGGUGUCCGUAGCAGUCUGUUGCUGCUACUGCUGUUACUGCAGAAGGCGCCGUGCCAGGAGCAGAGCAGAUGAAGAAGAAGAAAGAUUGGCAAGAAAUAAAGAAGAGCGAAGGCUACAGUCUCUUCAGCGGAAACAUGAGAGAAAAAUGAAGCAUGAUGAAAUACGCAGGAAGUAUGGUCUUCUGCAGGAUUCUGAUAAUCCUUACAGCAGAUUUGAGAAUGAGUGAAGCUGAGAACCUUCUAAUAGAGCUCUGAUUCCAGAAUACAGGAAGAUCAUCUUUUGCUUGCAUUUGCCCUUUGGGUUUG
Molecule: messenger RNA, 619 nt
Organism: Tinamus guttatus (white-throated tinamou)
Lineage: Eukaryota; Metazoa; Chordata; Aves; Tinamiformes; Tinamidae
Source: RefSeq, a predicted model, not a curated record